Miscanthus lutarioriparius is the source of this 846-nucleotide messenger RNA. Lineage: Eukaryota; Viridiplantae; Streptophyta; Magnoliopsida; Poales; Poaceae. The record is from the annotation of a GenBank genome assembly.
AUGGCGGCGAGACCCAAUCGGCGGAGGCCGCUAUGCCUGACCGACCUCCCCGACGAGGUGGUCCUUGAGAUCCUCCUUCGCCUCGAUAUCCGCGACGCCGUCCGCACCUCCACGCUCUCCCUCGCGUGGCGCCACCGCUGGCGUCAUCUCCCUGUCCUCGACUUCAAACGCUGCUCCUUCGGCCGCCUCGGCGUGGUAUCCGCCACCCAGUCCGUCCUCCUGCGCCACCAUGCCCAGUCUUACAAGCUCCACUCCUCCAUCUUCUCCUUCAUCAAGCUCGAGUACCUCGACCUUAAAGGUUGUCUGCUCCCAGACUCUACCCCAGGUUUAGUGGCUUCACUCCCACUCGUCCAUCUCAUAUGGCUUCGUGUGCAUUACACGCGGGCUCAGUUUCACGCGCUCGCGGCUCUGAUUUCUGGUUGCCUGGGGCCAAAGCAAUUGGCAGUAAUUGUCGCCCCAGGGGUGGCUGGUGUGACCCUAAAGAUUGCUGCACCUCUCCUUCGCCAUUUGGAGAUUAGAGCAAGGUCCGCUAAUUGGAUAGUGGAGUUUCAGAGUCUGCUUCCCGAUCUUCCUCGCGCCAAGCUUGUGCUGCCGUUUUACCGCUAUGCUCAGGAAGGGGGGUCGAAGCUUCUGUAUAUUUUACAGGGCAUUUCGCGGGUGGAAGCGCUGGAGUUGCUUGAUGGUAGUCCCUUGGUUGAUUUUCAAGCUAUGGUGCCAUUCAAAAUCCCAACUAAAUUUGAGAACUUGCAAUAUUUAACAACAGAUGCUGAUCUGGGUGAUGCAGUACAUAUUGUUUUCAUUUUUGAGUUCUUAAGAUGUUGUCCAAACCUAAUUAAGGGUGCUUAA